GCCGCGGAGACAUCAUCACUCGCUGAGUUGUCGCGCGUCGCGUCGGUUCGCCGCUGUUCCGCCGCCUGACCAUGUCCGCCUCCGUCCAAGUGCCAGCGCCGCGCGUCCAAGCGGAUACCACAAUGGCCGCCAUGGUGGCCCACAUGGCGCCCUGCCGCAACACCACGCCCGAGCAGCUGGCCCAGCUGAUUGAUGCGCAUCUGGGUGAUCUGCGGGAGGAGCAGCCCAACUGGACCAUCAGCUCCUCUAAGGUUGCCGGUCGUGGCGUAUUUGCCACGCGGGACAUUGCCGCCGGCGAGCUGAUCUUCCGGGAGCGGGCUCUGGUCACGGGUCCCACCGCGCGCAAGGGCCAGCUGAGCUGUUGCAUCUGCUGCCACCAGCCGCUGCCGCAAACGGGCUUCCUGUGCCGGCACCGCUGCACCCUGCCCGUGUGCGAGACAUGCUCCGAUAGGGAGGAGCACCAGGCGGAGUGCGAGCACUUUCGCCGGUGGCAGCCCAAGGAUCUGGACGCCGAGCCGGGACAGGAGCAGGUUAAUCCGCUGUCGCUACGCAUUCUGACAGCGGUGCGGGUCUUCCACCUGGGCAAGGAGCAGCGUCAUCUGGUUGAUGCCAUGCAGGCGAAUGCGGAGCGCGGAUAUCGCCAGGAGAUCAUCAAGGCGGCACAGUGCUUCCGCAACUUCCCCACCACGGACCGCCUGUUCAUGGAUCAGCUCUUUCGCAUCGUGGGAGUGCUGAAUACGAACGCCUUCGAGGCGCCCUGCCGCUCCGGAGGCCACGAGGUGCUCCUGCGCGGUCUCUUCCCGCUGACGGCCAUCAUGAAUCACGAGUGCACGCCCAAUGCCAGCCACUACUUUGACAACGGUCGACUGGCGGUGGUGCGAGCUGCAAGGGAUAUUCCCAAGGGUGCUGAGAUCACCACCACCUACACCAAGAUCCUUUGGGGCAACCUCACGCGCGGCAUCUUCUUGAAGAUGACCAAGCACUUCCUGUGCGACUGCACGCGGUGCAAUGAUAACACUGAGAACGGCACCUACUUGUCGGCUCUGUUCUGCCGGGAACAGGGCUGCCGGGGACUGGUCAUUCCCGUCCAGACCCGUACCCUGCAGCCGGACUGGCGCUGCCUCACCUGCGAGAAUGUCUUCCCGCACGCAAAGAUGGCACGUUACCAGGACUUUGCCCUCAAUACCAUCAACAAUCGGAUCAACUCGUGCAGCGUCCAGGACAUGAUCCACUUCAUCAAUGAGCUGUGUCCGCGCUUCUGCCCGCCCUCGAACUAUGUGCUCAUCGAGGCCAAGCUGAAUGUCAUCUGGCGGAUGACCCGCUUCGACCGAGACCAGUACACACCAGAGGAGAUGGCCCAUAUGGAUCGGUAUCGCGAGGAUGUCCUGGCCAUACUGCAUAAGCUGGGUGCCGGCGAGUGUACCCUGAAGAAGCUAAUCACCGAAGAGAUCCCAUGAGACAAUGAUGAUGAUGAUGACGAUGCAUUGGCUCUGUGAAUUCACUGUUCUCUGUUAAUAUAUUUAUUUUUUUUCGGCGUGAUUGUGUGAGAGUGAGUGGAGUUGUUUGAAUGAGCGGGGUCUAACCCAAACCCCAUUGUUGUUAAUCUACUUGUUAACUUGUAAGGCAAACAAUAAAACACCGAGCUAUUAUCCAAAA
Messenger RNA from Drosophila serrata, 1656 nucleotides. It is a transcript of the gene SmydA-8, whose product is annotated as SET and MYND domain containing, arthropod-specific, member 8. Lineage: Eukaryota; Metazoa; Arthropoda; Insecta; Diptera; Drosophilidae. Gene Ontology annotation, molecular function: protein binding. The record is from RefSeq and is a predicted model, not a curated record.